Molecule: messenger RNA, 1326 nt
Organism: Penicillium roqueforti
Lineage: Eukaryota; Fungi; Ascomycota; Eurotiomycetes; Eurotiales; Aspergillaceae
Product: DMT family transporter
Exons: 3
Coding region: 1-1326 (441 amino acids)
Source: RefSeq, a predicted model, not a curated record
AUGGUUGUCAAUCGCCCCCCAUUACACCGUCCAACCGACGGCCGCUCGCAACAGCCCCUCCUCAAAGAUGACCGUCCUCGCUCCCGCCCGCGCUCGAGCUUCGGUAAUUAUGACACAGAAGGCCAGCCCAUGCUGCAUGAAUCACGAAGGCCGACAAUUCGGAGUAAAAGUCCGGAACGCGACGCUGCCCUGGCAACCCGCAAGAAAUAUAUGGUUGCAUCGGGGUUCCUGGUGCUGAGUCUGAUUAGCUUCGUGGUCCAAACGGAGACCGCUUCAUACAUUCAAAAUGAGUUGCAUUGGAAGAAGCCGUAUUGCAUGCUCUAUAUGACCCACGGAUCGUGGUCCUUGCUCUGGCUGGUCCAGCUGGGUAUCCUUCGGAUACAGAAACGGAAGCUCACGUGGGAUGUUUUCUGGCGGCGCCAUGUCUUUUUCCUUCGUACCACUGCGCAGAUGGUAGAAUCGCAGGAAGUACAUCUGAGUACUCGCGCGUCCAAUCAAUCGCCGGUCCGCUAUAUGCUGAAGACCACCGCCUUUGUGACUACUGCUCUCACCGUCGCUGGAGGAUCAUGGUACGUGGCAGUCAACAUGACCACUCCCAGCGACCUUACGGCGAUCUAUAACUGCUCGGCGUUCUUCGCAUAUGCCUUUUCGAUUCCGCUAUUGAAGGAGAAACUCCGAAUUGACAAGGUCUUUUCCGUGGCCGUGGCUACCAUCGGCGUCAUGGUCGUUGCCUAUGGGGAUGGGCCUCAUAAGAAGGUCCCGAAAGGAGGCACAGAUGGCAACGGGGGACAGAACCGAUUGGUCGGAAACAUUGUUAUCGGCGUUGGAAGUAUUCUCUAUGGCCUUUACGAGGUUCUCUAUAAACGCUUUGCCUGUCCUCCGGAAGGUACCAGCUCUGGCCGGGGUACGAUCUUUGCCAAUACUUUUGGCAGUCUAAUAGGGGCUUUCACCCUGUUGGUACUAUGGAUCCCAUUACCAUUUCUGCACUGGACAGGAUGGGAGACAUUUGAAUGGCCGACUGGCGAAGCAGCAUGGAUGCUGCUCAUUUCCGUGGGUGCCAAUGCUACGUUCUCGGGCUCUUUCCUUGUGCUCAUCUCCCUCACAUCGCCCGUCCUAUCCUCAGUCGCCGCGCUCCUUACUAUUUUCCUCGUCGCUCUGGUGGACUGGUUCCGAACUGGGAACUCACUUUCUCUAGCCUCGAUUAUUGGAGGCGUCUUGAUUACGGUGGCAUUUUUCAUGCUGAGCAUCAGCACGUAUAGAGAGAUGAAUGAGGAGCGGAAGAAGCAUCUAGAGAACGAUGAGAUCGAGUCUGACAGUGAUGCAUAG